This is a messenger RNA of Medioppia subpectinata, 2421 nucleotides long. Lineage: Eukaryota; Metazoa; Arthropoda; Arachnida; Sarcoptiformes; Oppiidae. The record is from the annotation of a GenBank genome assembly.
UGUCUGUGGUAUUGCGCGCCGUUCUUCGUCUCUCUGGUCUCGUUUGCCAUUUAUGUGUCCAUCGAUUCCGCCAACCAAUUGACCGCCGAAAAGGCGUUCGUAUCGCUGGCUCUCUUCAAUAUACUCCGAUUCCCGCUCACAAUGCUUCCCAAUUUGGUCACCAGUAUUAUCAUGACAAGCGUUUCGGUGAAGCGAUUGAAUAAAUUCUUAAACGCACCCGAAUUGAGUGGUUAUGUGACCAGAGAUUUGGAUGAAAAACAUGCCAUUAAUGUGAGGAACGCGUCAUUCAAUUGGAAGAAAGACACCGACGAAACCGCCGAAGAAGAUAAUCAUUCGACUCUUAGUGGUAUCAACUUUGAGAUCAAGAAGAACUCGUUUGUGGCGAUUGUCGGGUCUGUCGGCUCCGGCAAGAGUUCACUACUGAGCGCACUGUUGGGCGAUAUGGAGCUCGAAAACGGAUCCGUUAACAUCUGUUCCUCGCAGAAGAUAGCGUACGUUCCCCAACAGGCGUGGAUCCAGAACUCGAGUCUCAAGAAUAACAUAUUGUUUGGCAAACCAUUAGAUGAUAAACGAUAUCAACGAGUGAUCGAUGCGUGCGCUCUGAGACCAGACCUGGAGAUCCUUCCCGGAGGCGAUGAGACAGAGAUCGGCGAAAAGGGCAUCAAUUUGAGCGGAGGCCAGAAGCAGAGGGUGAGUCUGGCCCGGGCCUGCUUUAGUGAUGCCGAUCUGUUCCUCUUCGACGACCCAUUAUCUGCCGUUGAUUCACACGUUGGCAAACAUAUCUUCGAAGAAGUGAUGGACUCGAGGACUGGUGUCCUAAAAAAUAAGACCAGAGUUCUGGUGACCAAUAGUCUGACAUUCCUUUCGACGACGGAUCAGAUAAUUGUCUUAACGGACGGAAAGAUCGGAGAGACGGGAACUUUUGACGAGUUAAUGCAACGAAAGGGACACUUCGCUGAUUUGAUUAAUCAGUAUUCGGCCAACAGUUUGAACAAAGAGGAAGAGGACGACAGUGUCGUGAAGAAGAAGUCGGGAACCGUUAAGGAGACGAAAGGAGAGAAAUCAAAACUGGUUGAGGCCGAGAGGGCAGAGACCGGACGAGUCAAGUAUUCCGUGUAUUUCCGAUACUUUAAGGCUAUAUCACUGUUUUGGUGUAUAAUUGUGUUCGUAAACUAUGCGCUGAUGCAGACAUCAGUGGCCGGAACCAGUCUAUGGUUAGCCGAAUGGUCCGAUUCGGUCGAACGGGGCGAGAGAGACAGCACAGCCUAUUAUCUCUCCAUUUAUGGAGUGUUGGGCAUAAUUCAGACGGUGUUCGUAACGUACGGGUGGUAUGCGAUGACUCGGGGCUCUAUCAAAGCGGCCACGUAUUUGCACUUCAAAAUGUUGGAACAGAUAAUGCACUCUCCGAUGUCAUUCUUCGACACCACACCAUUGGGACGGAUACUCAACAGAUUCAGCAAAGAUGUCGACACCUGUGACUCUACUCUUCAGCAAACCAUACGAGUUGUGCUCACCUGUGGUUUCACAACACUUUCCACAUUAGUUAUUAUAUCUAUGCAAAUUCCCAUAUUUUUGGCGAUCAUCGUUCCGGUGGCCAUUAUUUUCUAUUUAAUACAGAAAUUUUAUAUAACAACCUCUCGGCAACUGAAACGACUGGAAUCGAUCACAAAAUCGCCAAUUUAUGCCCAUUUCAGUGAAACCCUGUCCGGUGUGGCCACUAUUCGCGCCUGUAAUUUACACUUCAUUUACAAACUUAUAUAUAAUGGUGUGAGCGAACAGUUUGUGAAAGAGUCGGACGAUAGGCUGGAUCUGAAUAACGCCUGUUUCUACCCCAACGUCGCGGCCAACCGAUGGCUAUCCAUACGACUAGANCUGAAUAACGCCUGUUUCUACCCCAACGUCGCGGCCAACCGAUGGCUAUCCAUACGACUAGAAUAUGUCGCGAACUUUAUUAUAUUGUUUUCGGCUCUCUUUGCGGUCCUUCAGAGGGACUCAUUGGGCGCGAGUCAGGUCGGCCUCAUUGUGUCGUACGCUCUGAGCACAACCCAAAACCUAAACUGGUUGGUGAGGGUUAUAUCCGAUUUGGAGACCAAUAUUGUAGGCGUUGAGCGUAUCCUAGAGUACACUGACUUGAAUACUGAGGCUGAAUGGCAUUUGGAGGCGACAGCGCCUCAGCCCGGAUGGCCUGUCGAAGGAAAUAUUGAUUUUCAAACGUAUUCAACCAAAUAUAGAGUAGGACUCGAUUUAGUUCUCAAACAGAUAUCCAUUAAGAUUAGCGCCGGAGAGAAGGCAUACAACUUCGGCCGAACGGGUGCCGGAAAAUCAUCGCUCACUUUAGCCCUCUUCAGACUCAUUGAGUCGACCGAAGGCAAGAUUAUCAUCGAUGGCGUCAGCAUUAGUGACAUUGGUUUACAUCAGUUA